Molecule: messenger RNA, 1977 nt
Organism: Triplophysa dalaica
Lineage: Eukaryota; Metazoa; Chordata; Actinopteri; Cypriniformes; Nemacheilidae
Gene: arpc5b
Product: actin related protein 2/3 complex, subunit 5B
Exons: 4
Coding region: 135-587 (150 amino acids)
Biological process (GO): Arp2/3 complex-mediated actin nucleation; cell migration; regulation of actin filament polymerization
Cellular component (GO): Arp2/3 protein complex; cytoplasm; actin cytoskeleton
Molecular function (GO): actin filament binding
Source: RefSeq, a predicted model, not a curated record
UCUACCACUGACUCCAGACACAGUGCUGAAGGAACCGUCAGGACAGGCUGGUUUACGGAGCACUGUUACAUCAAAUUCAUGUAAAACAUAUACUUUAUGCUUUAACAUCAUACGGGUUAUACAUUGGCUUCGUCAUGUCUAAGAACACAGUGUCCGAUCGUUUCCGGAAAGUGGACGUGGACGAGUACGACGAGAACAAGUUUGUGGACGAAGAAGAGGGAGGAGAAAAUCAACUGGGUCCAGAUGAGGCAGAGGUGGAUUCUCUCAUCAGACAAGGGAACUACAUGGGCGCCUUGCAAGCGGUUUUAAAAAACCCACCAAUCAACACAAAGAAUCAGAAUGUUAAGGAUCGUGCUGAAGGUUUGGUGCUAAAGGUGCUCAGUUCUUUCAAGAGCACUGAUAUAGAGAAAGGUGUUCAGUCUCUGGACAAGAAUGGAGUGGACCUGCUCAUGAAAUACAUUUACAAGGGCUUCGAGAGACCAUCUGAAAACAGCAGUGCGGUCCUGCUGCAGUGGCAUGAAAGGGCUCUGUCUGCCGGUGGAGUGGGCUGUAUCGUGAGGGUCCUAACAGCCAGGAAAACUGUGUGAACUGCAAGCCAAUUGGAAACACAAUAUCCUGUCGAGACCCAUAAUACAAAGCGAUGACCUUCUACAGGGUGCUGAAGAGGACCUCUAAUGAUCUGAUUCUAUACUUAUCACCUGCUGCUUAUCUCUUUCAUAUCACCAUUCAUUCACUCUCAUCGGUCAAAACCACAUUCCCUCAGAUCUAUGUUAAAUUAACCGUAGCUUCUCUCAGGAAUACUUUUCGAUACUCGUCUGUAUCAUGUCCUCUUAAGAAUUUUAUCUAAAGUUGCCUAAUUGUAUUAUAUGUUUGUUUUAACAUUUUGGUAUUACUGUAAGAUUCAUUUGGGAAUGGACCAAUAGGUCAUUGUGUUUUUCUUACUAGUGUCUGUCCACAUUCCGGCGCAAUAAAGUGAUAGUCCACCCCAAAAUAAAAAAUCCUGUCAUCAUUUACUCACCCUCAUGUCAUUUCAUACCUGUAUGACUUUCUUUCUUCUGCACAACACAGGGGAAGAUAUUUUGAAAAAUGCUGUUAACUGGCACCCAUUUACUAGCAUUGGUUUUGUGUCCAUUAAAUAGAAGUAAACGGGUGCCAGCGCUGUUUGGUUACUAACUUUUUUUCUAAAUAACUUUUGUCUUUCGCAAGAAAAAAGCAAAUCAUAUAGGUUUAAAAUGACAAGAGUGGCUGAGGAAAUGAUGAAAGAUUUUUCAUCUUCAUCACUUUAAACAUCACUUUGCAUCAUGAAACAGUUCUAAGUCAUUGGAAAUUGUUUUAUAGUGUUCGUUUGUUUGUAACCAAAGGGCAUCAGCUGACCAUCAUACACAUGCACAGCUAUAAUAGUCUGAUCAAAGGUGCACGCGUUCCACGAGUCUCAUGUUUGAGAAAACCGUUUCUACUGUCUGCCAUUUUCUAAGCAUAUGACACUUCUUUAAAUCUGACUUUCACUAAUGCCAAGUCUAUUAAUGGUCUUAAUGUAACUUUGUGCAAAUGGUAACAUUCCAAAGCACUUAUUAGCAAUGGAGCAUUGUUAUUAUAUUUUAGAGAGCACAUCUGUAUCCAAUCGUGUGUCAGGAAAUGUUUUAUAGCCAAUCAUGUUGAACGGUGCAGCAAAGUCACAGGGAUCUGGGGCUGGAUGUCAAAAUGUUGCGUACACAGAAAAUCUGUAUAGCAAUGUUGUGCGUAAUUCCAUGUACAUAUCGGGAUUCAUAAAAAUUAACCUUGUUGUAGAUUUCAUACUUAAAAAAUCUCAAGUGUUUUUGUUGUGCACACUAUGUUUUAUACAUGAGGCCCCUGGUCCCUCCAAUGCAGUAAAACAGAAUAAUAAACCUAACCAGUGUAAUGACUGCCUUGCAAAAUAUACUUUUUUUAUGUUUGUGCUUUUGUGAUCGAAUAAUAAAAUAUAACAUAUUCACAAUA